Dacryopinax primogenitus is the source of this 691-nucleotide messenger RNA. RefSeq names its product microsomal signal peptidase subunit SPC12. The transcript is spliced from 3 exons. Bases 151 to 447 code for a protein of 98 amino acids. Gene Ontology annotation, biological process: protein targeting to ER. Gene Ontology annotation, cellular component: endoplasmic reticulum membrane; signal peptidase complex. Lineage: Eukaryota; Fungi; Basidiomycota; Dacrymycetes; Dacrymycetales; Dacrymycetaceae. The record is from RefSeq and is a predicted model, not a curated record.
GUACAUGUGUUUAGGGGUCCGCGAAAUGGGGACCCGAACAGAAAUCGCGUUCCAUCCAGAGCUGAUUGCCAUCUAUUCAGAACGCGUGUGUCCACAACACUUUGUAGCACAACUCGACCGCCGUUCGCCCUAGCGCCCGCAUAUCUGAUUAUGGACCUGCUCAAUACCGUCGAACGUGUGGUACGCCGUACGCUCGAGGGCAAAAUCGACUUCGUCGCACAAACGCAGGUCGAAAUCAUCACCUACGUCGUGCUAUCAAUCGCGACCGUCGUCGCCUUUCUCGCGGGGUACAUCGCAGCCGAUCUACGCAUCUCCCUUGCCAUAUUCGGCGUCGCCGUACUCGGACUUCUCGUCUUGUUCGUCCCUCCUUGGCCGUACCUGAACCUGCACCCAGUUCCAUGGCGCGCACCCGUAGCUCCCUCACUCGAGUUCUCAAAAGCCGAGUGAACCAGCCGAGCCAAUCGCAUCAACGUUCUUUCUCCCCCUUCUGUAUGUCUCUGCUCAGCCAAGGAGAGUGCGGCUGAGCAGCAUGCCCAGUCCUCUUGGGGCUGAAAACGGACGAUCAGAGCAUCGUAAUCCAGAUUGACUCACGAUCCGCAUCUCUGGAUAUUACUUACCCUUACCUCCCACCUCCACCGCGCCUGCCCGCCAACACAUGUACAACAUCCGCCAAUCUACUUGUUCAAUCUAU